AUGCGGGCUCCUUGGGAAUUGCGUUGUAUAUGCUGGUGUUUAUCCUGGCUUUUUACAGCUUUCGGUUUCCCUUUUGAAAGCAAUCUUACCGAAUGGGUCCGGCAAGCGAACGCCACGGCGCUCGGUUGCGAGGGACACAUGUUGACACUCUCAUGCGCUGGACAGGAAGAAGGACUAAAGAUCAACUCAGCGUUCUGGGGAAGGAACGAUUUGAAAACCUGUAUACCUGACAAGCCUAGGGAGCAAAUGAAGAUGUGUCCUCCAGUGGAACCUCUGUAUGCUGUGAAGAAGCUGCGUCAUGUUUGCGAAGGGCAGCCAACUUGUGGCUUCCCUGUGUCCGAUGCGUUCUUUGAGAAACCAUUGUGUCCUGGCGUGUCGAAAUUUCUGAAGGUUGUAUAUGACUGUAGAAUGAUGAGCGGAAUGGGCGCAAAAUAG
This is a messenger RNA of Pocillopora meandrina, 435 nucleotides long. NCBI's taxonomy places the organism in Eukaryota, Metazoa, Cnidaria, Anthozoa, Scleractinia, Pocilloporidae. The record is from the annotation of a GenBank genome assembly.